Cantharellus anzutake is the source of this 1031-nucleotide messenger RNA. RefSeq lists its product as uncharacterized. Gene Ontology annotation, molecular function: ATP-dependent diacylglycerol kinase activity. The record is from RefSeq and is a predicted model, not a curated record. The transcript is spliced from 6 exons. Gene Ontology annotation, cellular component: endoplasmic reticulum membrane. Lineage: Eukaryota; Fungi; Basidiomycota; Agaricomycetes; Cantharellales; Hydnaceae. Bases 1 to 777 code for a protein of 258 amino acids. Gene Ontology annotation, biological process: phosphatidic acid biosynthetic process.
AUGAGCGGCGAUCUUAGCAGGCAGAAGGCACCCUCAAAUAGGCACCCCAACUCGUUGGCGACAGGGCCGUUUCCAGAGCUGCGACCAUUGUCUCCUGUUGACUGGGAAGUCCCUCGCAAAGUGCUCCACAGCACUCCUGGCUUCGUGACCCUCGCUAUUUAUUUUUGUCGACCCAGGAGUUUGAAUGGCAUCAUUGCUACUCUGUGGACUGCAUUGGUCAUUGUCGUGUCAGCGGAUUUUUGGAGAUUUUAUUCGGAAGAUUUUGCAAAGGUCUAUGUGCGAUUUCUUGGCUCGUUGAUGCGAGAGUCUGAAAAGGCUGGCAUGGCGAAGCUAAAUGGAGUUGUAUGGUACUUGAUCGGAGUAAUUGCUGUCCUCAGUGCCUAUCCGCGAGAUGUGGCUGUUGUUUCGAUUCUUAUAUUAUCGUGGGCGGAUACUGCUGCCUCAACCAUUGGCCGUCUGUAUGGCCCAAAGACAUCCAAACUGCCCCGAGGGUCCGCGCUAGCGGUCGGUUUUUUUGUUUCGGUGGUGUUCUGGGGCACAUGUACUUAUGGGAUGGGACGUGGAGUUGAGGAGAGCUGGUGGCAAUGGGGUCAAACUCAUAAUGGCGGAUGGGGAGGCUUGAUAAUGCUGGGGUUUGGUGUUGGUUUAAUAUCAAGUCUGGUAGAAGCCCUGAACCUGGGCUCAUUAGAUGAUAACUUAACUCUUCCGAUCCUCGGUGGUGCCGCCAUCUGGGUUUGGCUGAUGCUGCUUAGACAUUGUACCGUAGCAAUCUUCUGAUCCCCUUUCGUAACUUGCAAUAUCCAACCCUCAGGGGGAAACAUCCUCAGACGAAGAAUUCACCCUUUUAGUGCUCACUCCCUCUAAGAGUUCGCCGAGGGCCUGUUCUCUCAAAGUUCAUUUAUAUGUGGCGGUCGGCAAUCGCACGAUGCACUCACCUACUGUCUAUUGCAAGCAACGCUGGCAACGGCGGGACAUUUUACUCUGUACACAACAUAUAUAGAACUCAAAUGAUUACAAAGCAGUGUUCUUGG